Molecule: messenger RNA, 1183 nt
Organism: Papaver somniferum (opium poppy)
Lineage: Eukaryota; Viridiplantae; Streptophyta; Magnoliopsida; Ranunculales; Papaveraceae
Product: putative exosome complex component rrp40
Exons: 7
Coding region: 365-832 (155 amino acids)
Biological process (GO): CUT catabolic process; nuclear polyadenylation-dependent rRNA catabolic process; TRAMP-dependent tRNA surveillance pathway
Cellular component (GO): cytoplasmic exosome (RNase complex); nuclear exosome (RNase complex)
Molecular function (GO): RNA binding
Source: RefSeq, a predicted model, not a curated record
CUUCGUACAACAUCUGUAGUAGUAGUGCGAGAAUCCGAGAUAGGUGAAAAGAAAAAAAAAUCGUGUGAACCCUGUAUUGAAAUUACGAAUUCAAUUCAGAGAAAAGGAAGUGAUGGUUAUGAACUCUUGGGUCAAUUAGUUCCUGGAGGUUUGGGGGUAACUGGGAAAGGUUUUUUUUUCUUGUUCUUCUUGAGGCAGUGAUUGAAGGUUGAUAUUAAGAGUUGGAAUACGAUUAAGGUGCCUUUGGAUUCAAUAGGCGGUUUACAGGGGUUAAGGCUUGAGCUGCGAAUAGAGAGACCGAGAAAGUAAAGGGUUUAAUUUGGGUUUAAACUGGCUAGGGUUUUUCAAGAUUCUUGAGGACAUAAUGGUUGAAGAGAAGAAGCACUCUGAUUCACAAUCAACCAUGGUCAAGAAAAUAGUGGUUCCAGGAGAUGUGGUGUUGGAUCUUUUAAAAUUAUCAAACCAAACCAUAAAAUUAGGUGAUGGAUUACGACAGUAUGUGCCGUGUGUAGAGAAUACAGUUCUUGGUAUUGUGCUAGACUCUAAGGCAGAUAACUUUCUGGUAGACAUAAAAGGUCCUGCAGUGGCAUUUUUACCCGUUCUUGCAUUUGAAGGAGGAACAAGAAGAAACAUACCAAAGUUUGAGCCUGCUUCUUUGAUCUAUGUUCGGGUGGUCAAAGCCAAUAUGGGAAUGAAUCCAGAGCUCUCCUGUACAGAUGGUAUAUUAUCUCUAGUAGAUUCACCUCUAAUGUUCGAGCUUGUGGCUUUCUGUUUCAUGUUAUACGAGUAUCAGUUUGGGAACUCCAUAUUUUAUAGUAAUUUUUGUCAAUAACACCUUUUUGAAAAUCAUCUUCUGGUUCCCUUUAAAUAAAUAGUCAACGGGAAAGCUGCGGAAGUUGGCGCUUUAAAAGCUGGCUACAUGUUUGAAACAUCAACCGGUUUAUCGCGAAUGUGAGUUCUAGCAGCCUCAGUAAUAGUAAUAGCCUCACGUUUUCUUAUUGGAUGAUACCAAGUUUACUUACGAUUAACUUUAUCAUUUUUGUUUCGUCUUCAUUAAACUGCUCCGUACUGCUCCGUACUCCAACUUGUCCAGUUCUCGAGUCUCUUGGGAAGAAGUUGUCCUUUGAGAUUGCAGUUGGAUUAAAUGGUCGUGUCUGGGUACUACUCUUGAAACCUAUUUUAU